Messenger RNA from Melampsora larici-populina 98AG31, 900 nucleotides. RefSeq lists its product as uncharacterized. Gene Ontology annotation, biological process: proteasome assembly. Gene Ontology annotation, cellular component: nucleus; cytosol. The coding region runs from base 1 to 900 and encodes 299 amino acids. The record is from RefSeq and is a predicted model, not a curated record. The transcript is spliced from 4 exons. NCBI's taxonomy places the organism in Eukaryota, Fungi, Basidiomycota, Pucciniomycetes, Pucciniales, Melampsoraceae.
AUGAAUGCCAUCCAAGACAAAGAAACUUACUUUUAUCCAAUCCCACCAUCCAACCCAUCAAUCUUUCAAAACUCAAUCUUAAUCCUACCAAUCGUUUCACUUGGAAAUGUACCACAAUUAGCCAUAGAUCUUUUAAUUCAAUCAACUUCAUUUAAAAGAAUUGGAAAUCUAGAUCCAUCAAAUCAUAUUCCAAUUCUAGCAGAUUCGAAUAUCCGUCCAUUUGAAGUUUAUCAAACUAUAGAUCAUUCCAUCACUAUUCUUCAACAACGUUCACCUGUCUUAAAAUCUGAUAAACAAAUUCAUAUUUCAAGAUUAUCUAAAUGGAUCAAAUCCCAAAACUUUUCAUCAGUUUUACUUUUAAUCUCAAUAGAUUCAGCUACCCGAACUGAUAAUCAUCUAAACCAUCCUACUAAUCUAUUUCAAUUAACUUAUGGAACCGAUCCAACAGAAUUACGUGAUAGGUUAUUACAAAACUUUACAUCCUUGAUUGAUCAAAGUUCAAAUCCGAUUCCAAAAGACGUUCCAAUCUUAUCAGCUGGUGGUCUUUCAAGACGUUUGAUAUCUAAAUUAGAAACAUCUAAUUCUUUAUUAAUCUAUGUGGCAGAAGGUGAUGGUAGACUUGAUGCUAAAGUUCUUGCUCUAGAAGUCAUUAAACUUUUACCAAAAGCUUAUCAAAUCAAAUACCCUUUGUUGCCAACAAUCAAAUGUAUUCAAAAUACUAUGUUACCAUCUCACAAAGCCUUAUACAGCCCUCGAAGCGAUGCGAGAAUUUAUGAAAUAUAUUAUAAACUUGAACUUGAUCAUUAUGAGACCUUGCUAUCACAAAUACCAGUGGUCCGUGGAUGCCCAUCAAGAUUCCAAGGGCAAUUAACACUCAGGAUUUCUUUGACUGAAAUGUGA